Messenger RNA from Lichtheimia ornata, 657 nucleotides. RefSeq lists its product as uncharacterized. The record is from RefSeq and is a predicted model, not a curated record. Bases 1 to 657 code for a protein of 218 amino acids. NCBI's taxonomy places the organism in Eukaryota, Fungi, Mucoromycota, Mucoromycetes, Mucorales, Lichtheimiaceae. The transcript is spliced from 3 exons.
AUGAAAUCAAGGGACAGCAACAACAUGCAAGACGACCAAAUCAUUGUAACGCCUCCAUCACCUCCCAGCUCCUCGUUCAUGCAUCAUGACGAUGACAAACCCAAUAUUGACGAUGCCACUGUGAUCGAAUCUUUAUCCAGCUGCCAAGAUGAUAUCAAUCAAGCACAGCAUUGUUUGAAGGAACAAUAUCGACGUGGUGUGUUGCUACGUUCUUUUUCGGAUCCUGCACCGGCACUCAAUAAGGCGAACAUUAUGGAUUGUCAUCGGCUGGCUAUAGAAGCAUUGCAGCACUUAUAUGUGGAAGAGCGUCGUAGACAUACAACCUUGGAAAAAGAAGCUGAUAUUGCCAAAGAACAAGUAGUCAAGUUACAACAAGAGCUCGCGUAUCAAAAACGACAGCAUAUGGCUGAGAAGCGCAAGUGGCAAAAGGAUAUGACCCGGGUGUAUGAGAUGGCUGAAACAGUGUAUGAAAUGUCAUCCCCAGCAGCAACAGCAGCAGCACAACAUCGGAACCGGAAGCAAGCAACAGCUUCAUCGCCUGUUGAGCUGCAGAAUAGAUUGUACGACAUCCUCGCCAAUACUAUGCACCUUCAACAACAUCCAUGCACCUCUCUAAACUCGCGUGCUGAUGAUAUCUUCCCUUCUCAUUUUCUUUAA